AUGGCAUGUCGUGUGCCUGGAGCAUCGAGUCCAAGUGCAUUGUGGAACUUGAUCGAGCAACAGAAAGACGUGCAGCGGAAGAUGCCAGAGAACAGAUUCAACGUUGAUAGUUUCUACCAUCCAGAUGGUAAAAAUAAGGGAACGACUGUUCAGACAAAUGCUCGAUAUGGCUACUUUUUGGAUCAGGACCUCGGGGCGUUCGAUCCGGGAUUUUUCAAUAUCUCGGGGAAACGAGGCUGA
This is a messenger RNA of Penicillium verrucosum, 240 nucleotides long. RefSeq names its product putative polyketide synthase. Bases 1 to 240 code for a protein of 79 amino acids. The transcript has 2 exons. NCBI's taxonomy places the organism in Eukaryota, Fungi, Ascomycota, Eurotiomycetes, Eurotiales, Aspergillaceae. Gene Ontology annotation, biological process: fatty acid biosynthetic process; secondary metabolite biosynthetic process. The record is from RefSeq and is a predicted model, not a curated record. Gene Ontology annotation, molecular function: fatty acid synthase activity.